GAUGAUGAAGUAAUGGAUACAGCCAAUGUGAUUGCACAUCAACAGCAAGUACAUAUUAACCAUGAAGCCAUGCACGUACCCUUGCUUCGAAAUCUGUUCAGGAGUGAUGAAGACAAGCUAAUCUUUUUCAGUGGUCUUCGUGAGGUAAUUGCUCAGGACAUCACACCAGAGAGUUUCGGGUUGAUGCCAGUGGAGUGGGGCUCAGAUGGACAUCCAACGAUUGAAUCUAUUCACAUUGGUCGAUGUGUGGCCAAAGACGUGGACAUUUCAUUAGCAGACUCAAUUUGGUAUUCCCAGGCAUGUCUAUGGUGCCAGGCUUUAUCCAUGUUGUCAUAUUACUUA
This is a messenger RNA of Pisolithus orientalis, 342 nucleotides long. RefSeq lists its product as uncharacterized. The transcript has a single exon. The record is from RefSeq and is a predicted model, not a curated record. NCBI's taxonomy places the organism in Eukaryota, Fungi, Basidiomycota, Agaricomycetes, Boletales, Pisolithaceae. The annotation marks the transcript as partial.